Caenorhabditis bovis is the source of this 1092-nucleotide messenger RNA. The record is from the annotation of a GenBank genome assembly. Lineage: Eukaryota; Metazoa; Nematoda; Chromadorea; Rhabditida; Rhabditidae.
AUGCUUCGAGCUCUUCUACUCUUUGCUCUUAUUCCCGCCGCCUUUGCCAAACACGUCAUCCGGCAAACCUACAUCAGCUCUGCGGAUCUUAACGUACUCUUAUUGAGCCAUAAUCCAGAAAGAACAUUGAAUUUCGAUUUGCUCGCCAGCAUCCCGAAAAACAUCAUCGUUUCGAUCAAUGAGAUCAGCGAUCACUAUGAGUUUUCGCUGAUUAUUGGACGCGCCGGACUUCGCAAGAAGCUCAACUCAAGUGUGCCGAUGAUCCGCGGAAGGACCGAUCAGAAGACGUUCGUCAAGGAUGAUUUGGAAUUAACCAUCAUCAGCACUCUUGAGUGCGCCAAGGACUUCUACGGACCACUUUGCGACCAAGUAUGCCAAUCAGAUGCCCAUCAAGCUGUUAAUAAGAGAUGCGAUGAUUUGGGACGAAUUCGCUGCGAUUAUGGAUGGAUGGGACCACAAUGCAGUCAAGCGGUCGAUCCACGCCAAUGCGGUUGUCAGAAUCAAGGGAUAUGCGUGUCGACGAAACAAUUCCCAUCGAUCGGCGAGUCGCCGGAUCGUCUGACGUGCGAGUGCCGCAACGGAUUCCAGGGCGAUGUUUGCGAGAUCGCCACCCGACUCAACGCCUCUCAGCCGACCGUCGACGCCUGCACGCUGGGCAACUUGUGCAUGAAUGGCGCUCAGUGUUUCUCAAACGGUCCCAAAUAUUUUUGCGCGUGUCAGCCGGGAUUCUUCGGCAACUAUUGCGAGCUGAACGGUUCGACCGAUUCGCCGGACAGCACAACGCUCACACUAUCCACUCUUCAACUCUUCGUCAUCAUCCUCUCGAUAGCGAUUCUCAUCGUCGGCUGUUUCACCUACAAGAGAAGGCAUUCAAGACUCGACGCGUUGGCUCGACUCCCGGUCAUUGAGCCGUUUGAAGUUGCGAUUCCGACGAGGUCCAUGCUUGUCAACACCGAGCAAAAGGUAUUCACCAUUGACGAUGGAAGAUACUCAUCAGCGCCAACGAAGAAGGCGUUCGAAGUGGUCUAUUCGGAAAUUCAAAAGCCACCGCCACCACCGACAAUUCCGCUUCCCGAGCCGAAAGUUGUGUAA